AUGGAUUUUGUAACAGGAUUGCCUAGAAGCCAAAAAGGAUUUGAUGCAAUUUGGGUAAUAGUUGACCGACUCACUAAGUCUGCACAUUUCCUACCAGUGAGCAUGAGUUUCUCUUUGAAAAAAUUGGUCAAGUUGUACACAGAAGAGAUCCUAAGAUUACAUGGUGUUCCUGUAAGUAUUGUAUCUGACCGAUAUCCAAGUUAUCAGACUUCAAUUCAGAUGGCACCUUAUGAAGCGUUGUAUGGGAGAAGGUGUCGAUCUCCAAUUCAUUGGGAUGAAAUUGGAGAAAAGAAAGUCGUAGAUCCAACAGCGAUACCUUGGAUAGAAGAAGUCCAGGAGAAACUGAAGCUACCUGCAAGCAUGGCCAAGGCUCACGAUGUAUUUCACGUCUUCAUGCUUAGGAAAUAUUAUCCCGACCCAGGUCAUGUGUUGCAACUGGAAGGAAUUGAGGUGGAUGAGACGUUAACGUAUGAAGAAGGACCAGUCAAGAUUUUGGAAAGGGACGUAAAGGAACUGAGAAAUAAGAAAAUUCCUCUGGUGAAGAUUCUGUGGAGAAAUCAUAGAUUAGAGGAAGCAACUUGGGAAUCAGAAGAAGAAAUGCAGAAAAAGUAUUCCGAUUUAUUUCUUUCGAAAGUGUGA
This is a messenger RNA of Coffea arabica (coffee), 639 nucleotides long. The record is from RefSeq and is a predicted model, not a curated record. Lineage: Eukaryota; Viridiplantae; Streptophyta; Magnoliopsida; Gentianales; Rubiaceae.